CUUUGCAGCUAUGUCAUCUCGCCAAUUCCGCAAGGCGAACGGGCAAGCCAACUUGCCCCCGCCUCCGGAAGAUUCAGAUGAAGAUUACCAGCCUUUGUAUGCCCGUCGUCCAACCAGUUCUCAAUAUGCAGGGUUGGCGUUAAGCUCCCACUCUGAGUCCGACCGUAGCUCACGCAGCGAAGAGGAAUUGCAAGAUAGGGCACAAGCUCUGCCCGUCCAAAAGAAGAACAUCAAGAAAAAGGGAGGCGGCGGCGGCGGCGGUGGCGGCGCCAGCGGCAGUGGCGGCGGUGGCAGUGGCGGUGGCGGUGGCAAGAGGCGCGGUCGCAGGACACCGGGCGCUGUGGAUGAUGUUGACCGCUCCGUUCAAGAAGUGAACGCUAUGCUGGGCUCCUCAUCUGGCCCUCCGCCACCUCCGGCUGGAGAUGCCGCAGAGCCUAAGGUUAACCAUGCCUUGCAGGUGCUAACCGUCGAUGCUCGCCACUUGAAUGUCACCAAUGAGGUCAGGCGGCUGUUUGGGCCUGACGAGAGCGAGCUUAAUAAACGUGGCCGUAUACAUUCCAGUCGCGCCUUUAUGCUUCGUCGUGUUUUGGUUCACCCCAACAAAGACACUCAGAUUUAUGAGUUCAACAACAUUGGUCUAUCCAUGAGUAAAUAUAAGUGUAUAAACAAACGAAUGUACUUCGUUUUCAAUCAUAGUGAAACGUAUCAAAAGAUGCAUCGCGCUUAUCUCGCGAGAUAUUCACGUGCUGAAACAUCUGAACUUCUGAUGGGCCUACAAGAAGCUCGACGUAAUAUGCACGUUGAAGCCUUGUUGGAGAUAGCCGACCGUUUAUUCCGCAUGGAAGAAAAUGGUGUUGCGAACGAAAUCGUGGAGAACCUUGUACUGUUUCUCCAAUAUGUGGCUCACCCACUGUUUAUUCUCUCCAACAACAAUGUCCGUCUGGAUUAUAAGUAUAUGGAAAACAGGCCAUUCCAUGUGGCCAUGUUGAAGUACGUGUACUUGCUUUCCAACAAGGCAUGCCACCGCACUGCGCUAGAGAUAGCAAAAAUGAUGCUCCUGCUGGACCCUAAUGAUCCGUUGGCACUGUUAGCUUUGAUUGAUAUCCUUGCUCUGCGCGCGAGGGAGCAUGAAUGGCUGAUUGAAGCAAUCCGCUACUUCGAUCACCAGCGAGAGGCCAAGCUCUUGUUUAACAUCAAGUACUCCAAUGCCUUGGCUCAUUUCCACGUCGCCAUUAAGAGAAGGGGUGACUUUACGGAGGCAGAUAAGCUUAUGAAAGAGGCUAUCUUAGCUCACCCCCAGGUAUUCGUGCAUAUCAUGGCAUGCUGCGGUGUUUCCAACACUCCCAUUCUCAACCACGCUAUAUUCAAGCGUGAUUUGCAAAACCCAUGGACUCCAGGAGUGGAGGAACUGUUUCUGAUAUAUGCCAAGAUGACCGCUCCACGUUGGAAUGAACCGCCCGUAAUGGGUUGGAUCACAAAAAAUGCUGGGGAGCUCUGCAAGAGCUAUGAUGAAGAUACUAAUGUCCGGGAGACUGCUAACGAUUGGGCCGUUAGCCGCCAUGGCUUGUUCCAGGUGUGGCCUCCAGAAUAUCUGCGCCAUAUCUCGGUGCUUUCCUGCAUGUCCAAGCUUAUCAUUGACAUGCCGGUGAACUCGUUCUUCCGGCCCACCUGUGGCUGGGACCCUGUCUUCGACAAGUCGGUGAAUCGCUACGGCUACUCGUACAAGGUCGACCCGCCCCGCAACCUGGGCAUGGGCGGCUCACCUGUUUACAGCAGUGACAUACGUAACGACCAUUUCAUACUGUUGUCGCAAAUCGCCAUGCAUCCUGCUUGCUUCCCGUACAUCAAUUUCGUUCAUACUGAACCGUUCUACGUGCCUGCCGCCAGGUAUGCUGCUCCGGAUUACGCCUUCGUCCCACAUCACGAGUUCGUGAACCCGGCGUUCCUGCAGGAUUAUCCUCCUGAAUUUGCUCCUGAGUUUUUGCCUCAUGACGCAUACGAGCGCCCCAACGCUAACGACCGCGAUGCUCAGCGCGCCCAAGAUCCGAUGCAGCCGCAGGGCAUUCCACCAGCACAGCUGCAGCCACCCGUCCCAUACGUGGGAUUCGAUAUGCCGUACUUCGAGAUCCCAGGGCCGCUUCUCGAUGCGCCUCUCCCUGGGCCUCAGUUUUGGCUGCCUUUCGACGCACAGGAGGUUCCUCUUAUCGUGCCACGCAAUUUGCCACCAGAGGAGCUUACCAAUGAAACAAUUUUUGACGCCGAGACUGGCUAUAUAAACUACGAUUACGAUGACGACGAAGGAAACUUCGCUAACUACGACGGGGGUCUGACCACAGCAAUGGCUUCAGUGCGCCUCGAUGACAACAUCGGAGGCGGUUACUAUCAUAACGCUGUCUAA
This is a messenger RNA of Spodoptera littoralis (African cotton leafworm), 2398 nucleotides long. The record is from the annotation of a GenBank genome assembly. Lineage: Eukaryota; Metazoa; Arthropoda; Insecta; Lepidoptera; Noctuidae.